Polychytrium aggregatum is the source of this 1106-nucleotide messenger RNA. RefSeq lists its product as uncharacterized. Bases 75 to 824 code for a protein of 249 amino acids. The record is from RefSeq and is a predicted model, not a curated record. The transcript has 2 exons. NCBI's taxonomy places the organism in Eukaryota, Fungi, Chytridiomycota, Chytridiomycetes, Polychytriales.
GACUGCCGCCAGUGCUUCCGUCCCUUGUGCAUUUGGAUCUACGUCAUUGCCCUCAGCUAACGUCGCUCAAGGGAAUGCCCGAGAUGCCCAAAUUGACAACAUUGAUACUGCCUCCACUGAUACGGAGCCUGCAAUGGAUGCUCAGGAUCCUCUACUCGCUUCAAAGCAUUGAUCUCUCAAGAUGUUCUGAGCUUGCGUCGCUCAAGGAGAUUCCUUAUCUCCCAAACUUGAGAAAAUUGAUAACCCCCAAAGGACUGAAGACCUUGGACAUACCCCUGGAUCACAUCAGCUCGCUUGAGGAGCUCCAUAUGUCGUACUCGUCAAGUCUCGAGUCACUUGAUCGCUUUCCAUACACACCCAAAUUGAAGAUUCUGUGUCUGAACGGUUCAUUUUGCAACCUCCGUGGACUGCCAAGAUGCAUGCCGUCGCUUCAGAUCCUCUAUGUCUGGUGCACCUCGCUCACAUCGCUGGAGGGGUUUCCUGAAACACCCAAACUUGAAGAGCUGGCUCUGACGUCCUCAAUAACCAGCAUGCGCGGUCUGCCGUCCGUAUUUCCCACCUUAACGGUGUUUGCCGUUUGUGAUCAAGGGAGUCCACGUCUCAAGCUCUCUGGAUCGACUCGAUCAUUCCGGGGGCUCCCUGAGUCCCUGAUGAACCUUCUGGAACUGCAUCUAUACUCAUGCACGAAUUUGGAAUCGAUCGAAGGACUUCCGCGUAUGCCUUUGCUCCAGAGGUUGAGUUGCAGUGACACGAGAGGACCAAUAUUCGAUGAGUUAGUGGCCCGACUGAGGACUGAUUCACCGCAACUGAGCGUAUCUGGAUGAAAUCCUCGCUUCAUCACACUAUCAUCGAUCAGCCACAGUCCAGAUUGAGACGAAAGUAAGGUCAGGUGAAGAAGAGAACAACCUGGGUGGUGAUGAGUGGUAGUGGAUGCAUCGAUAACCCUCUGUUGGUACAUCGUGACCGGAGUUGCUUUCCCGGAGCAAAUCUUGGGUGCGUUAAUGUGGCAGCAUGAAAUGACCGACUGGUACAAUGCCUCGGUGUAUCGGAUUGCUCUGGAACAUCAAUAUAUCAGUACAUACAACCCGCCUCAGGGGAUUGUGGAC